CUGAAGCUGUGGAGAGGGAGGGAGGGAGGGAGAGAGAGAGACAGGGUGAAAUGGCGUCGUUGUUGAAGAGCGCGUUGAAGUCGAUCAGAGAAAGAGGCCUUGGAAACUUCUUAAGGGAGCUCAGAGAAGAAGGAUACUUGAGUUGCCUUGCGGAUGGAAACCUUUUGCAAACCAAGAUUCACAACAUAGGUGCAACUCUUGUGGGUGUUGAUAAAUUUGGUAAUAAAUAUUAUGAAAAACUUGGAGAAACUCAAUACGGCAGACAUAGGUGGGUGGAAUAUGCAUUGAAGGACCGCUACAAUGCUUCACAAGUGCCAGCGGAAUGGCAUGGUUGGCUUCACUUCAUAACUGAUCACACAGGAGAUGAGCUUCUGAUGCUGAAACCAAAGAGGUAUGGUGUUGAACACAAAGAGAACUUGUCUGGAGAGGGCGAUGAGUAUAUCUAUCAUUCUAAGGGACACAGCCUCAAUCCUGGGCAGAGAGACUGGACCAGGUAUCGAGCAUGGGAACCCACUAAGCCCUAAGUUUUUCCUUCUUCAAACGAGCUCCAUGAGAAGCUUGUGCUGUUGAUUAAUAAAAUUCUUGUACUUUUUUUGAGGAAUGUGUGAACAUGCUUGUUAGGGAAAACACAGCAAGUGAAUUCAUAAAUAUUUUCACUGAACCAUGGUCCUACAUCCACCAUCCAUGGAUAGUUCCUCAUGGUCACCAUUUAAGGAUUUGACUUUUUAACAGCUAUGGGAGUUUUCCAGAGCCUCUUUUUUCUUCUUAUUCAAUUAAGAUUGUUUUGUGGUAUAUAAUGUUGAAACAUAUGGAUGCAUUGUGGACGGAUGAUCAUCUAGCACAAUUCACUUUGAAGCUGUUAGCAUGAACAUUCUUCCUCGUUACCCUA
Messenger RNA from Camellia sinensis, 889 nucleotides. RefSeq names its product NADH:ubiquinone oxidoreductase, 17.2kDa subunit. Gene Ontology annotation, biological process: response to oxidative stress. The record is from RefSeq and is a predicted model, not a curated record. NCBI's taxonomy places the organism in Eukaryota, Viridiplantae, Streptophyta, Magnoliopsida, Ericales, Theaceae. Gene Ontology annotation, cellular component: membrane; respiratory chain complex I.